UUCGGUCGAAGCUGCGUACGAUGGAUCAUGUCGCUGAAGUUACUUCAUAUUCUGAGGUUAUUAUUUCAAAUUUUAAUGGUUUUUGUAAUGAAUUAAAUGUAUUAUAACAAUAAAUAAAUCCAUGAACAUCACAACAGUGUUUAGGAAUCGAGAGAUAUAUUUUCACGUGCAAACGUUUGGUGUACAUCAAAGGUGUGAUAUCGCCGAAUGUGAUGUUCCAUAUCAAUGCAUUAAAUUAUCUUAUUUGCGACAAUAGUUACGCAAGAGUCUGCGCAGUCUAGGAAGCUUCGAGUUGUCGAGACAGCCUCCGUAACUCCGCUGACAUCCCGGGCAAGGAGACGUGUCCGCAAACAUCACGGAAUAAUCUCUCGUAUAUGUUAAUAAUAUAAAAUGUACCCCAUUAACGUUACAUACCACACUAUUUCUUUAUUUUUUUCGACGUGACACUCCUGCACGAAGAUAUACAGCCGUGAUUUUAUUUGUGAAAAACUAUUCUAUGUCAUUCUUUGUGGAUAGUGGAUGUGUUAUGUGAUUUUAUAUUAAAUGAUCGGUGUCGUAUCUGUCGACAGCUACAAUGAGACGGAAAACAAACAGCGAACUUGAUUAAAGUUUACAGGAAUGGUUCUAUAAAGCGAGACAAAUAUGACUAGCGUUAAAUUAAAGUUAAUGCUCUUUUUGCUGAACUCGAUGCUCUCGGCCGACUUGGUGCAUUCCAGACCAUAUUCCGACUACAACACUACUGACAUUAUAAUGAACAUCUCAAACAACAACACAUUCAACAUCCCAGUAGAUUCCAACUCGGAUACACUCAUCGUGGCUAAUGAAGAAACCGCCGAGGAGACAAAUAAGAAUUCAAACACACGAAUGGAAGCUAUCGUAAACGCCGAGCAAGAUCGAGACGAGGACUUGUCAGAGAAUAAUUAUCAGGAACAGAGCAGCGUUCUGGGGGUGUCGAAGAAUGAGGCGGAGGCUUUUGAGAAGCAGUUAAACAUAUCAAGCCCAUUGCUGGAAGAGAUGAUUGAUUCGGAGACGGACAGAGAAGAAACGCUGACAGACAUUUUGUUCAGACCCGAGUCUGAAUUCGCGGAGGCGGGACCCAGGUUCGAAUUUCUGAUCGCGGCUAAGAUUAAUAGCAGCGACACUAAUGGCACUUUAAAAGAUCUCAGCCUCAGCGAUAACAAUCUAGAUAAGAAAGACAGAAACAUCAGCGACGUCUUUAGGAAAGUGGACUAUGUGGAACUUGUAGAGGUUAUCAAGUCUGGCAGCGAAAACAGCAGCGCCUAUCACUUGGCCAACAUCACAGCACACAAUAUCGACAACGACUUAGCGCCGGACACAAUCCUUUCUAUGUUUUCAGGUUACACCGAUUUUGAGACUCUGCUCCUGGCCUGUUUCGCGACUCUGCUGCCGCUGCUCUGCAUACUGUUCUCAGUGCUUUUUAUCAGGUGUUUGUUGCGACGUUUUUGGCCGAAUGUCACGAUCACAGACACAUCCGGGUCAGAUAGCAGCGAGAAACGGGAGAAUCAUCAGCAGUUGAAGUCACCGGACGACACAGGCGAAGCGGGCACUCCACCAGCGAACGGCUCCAUCUUCACCAUGACCCUCAAAAACAACCACCUUAUCGUGGAAACUGAAGAGAGAAAUGACAUCACGAAAAACGGUCGCGAAACUAAGAUGAAGUAUUCCCCUGAUAACGAUGGUAUAUUCGUCGUUGAAGUACAACAAUCCGCUGGGUAUAGACCUAUCAAAUCACAUGUGUCGUCUCCGCACCAUGACCCUCAAAUAUCCACUAAUCAGGCAUUGAUUCAUCGCGUUCCAGAAGAACUAGACAGGAAGAUCAUAGUCGAAGAGGACAGUGAAAGAAGCAGCGAAAAGUUCGAAAAGAGAGCGCUCGCGUUAUCCAGUACGGGCCUGUCGAUAUCUGAUCUCAGUAUGUCCUCGAUCGGUUCCCAUAACGUUAGUUACUCUUAUGGCAGUCAAAUGGGAUACGAUCAGGGCCCAUUUGGAUACCCAGUGUACGCAGGAUAUGAAACCUCCAAAGAUGACCUCGGGGAUGCGAUAGUCCACGACAGCUCACAGGAACCACUCAUAGGAAAGACUCCGACGGAUCCGGACAAACCUGUCGUGACUGCAGCGAUUUUUAAACAAGACUCCAUCAUAGGAAGCGAUGCAUUACAGGGUCCGGGAUACUGCAUCGAAGGAUCCACGGAUGGACCGUUAUUGUCAGAUGUCCAGGCACGAGAAGUGAGCCUGAUGAAACUGCAUGAUCAGAAGGAAAAGAAAUUAGAAAACGGUGUUGCUGUGCCGAUGAUGGAAAACAUGGAGAAGGCAUCGUUCAGUAGAGCUGACAGUCUACCAUCCAGUGUACAAGAUGACGCAAAGAUAUCUAAAAUGGAGCCUAUUUAUGAGGAUACUCACAAGGAAGCUUGGAAAGGCAAGCGGGGUUCGUUGCCAACUAUCAAAACUAAUAUCUUAGAUUCCAUUCAGGCUGGAUCAAAGUUUGAGAAGCUCACUAAUGAGAUAUCUCCUGGAGAAUGCAGUUUUGACACUCCUCCCAUGAUAACUAUCACCGAGGAGGCUGAAGCGAAGUCUGAUUCUACCAGUUAAUUUUAUUCUCCUUUAUAUUGUAUAUAGAAUGUUAAAAUGUGAUCGAAUAAUUCGAAGGUAUUCUGUAGGAGUUGGUGUGCUGUCAGAAAUUGUCAGUCACAUUACAAGUGAAAAGUGAAGGAUUUUAUAUUUUGUUUAUUUAAUAUAACGCGUGUGGCCCUUGUGACGUCACACUUAGUAUAAAGAAAAAUUAUUACUAGUUAGCUUGCUCUAAGCUUCUGAUACAUAUUUUUGUUGGUUUGUCUGUUCGUCUAUAAAUUGUUACUAUAACGUAGAUAGUCUCAUUAUAUUAUCAAUGUGUAAUAAGUUUACAAGAAAGUAACGUAAUAUUUCCUCUUAGAAUUUUAUAUAUGUUUUUCGGUUUAUAAGAAGUCCUUUAAUAUUUUAGUUAUGCCUUUAACUGUAAGUACGUGUAAAUGAAUUUAUUUCGGCAAAUUGUCAAUGUUCCGUAUCUCAUAGGUAGGUGUAGCUCGUAUAUGAUUAAAAACAAUUAUAUUUAGACGUGGUCCACGUAGUUGGUUUAUUUUUAUUUAAUUAAAAACAUAUAUAUUUUUUUUUACUUUAGCUAACAUUUACUUGUGUUAUUUUUUUUCAUAUAAAACAAUUGCUCACUAAAUCGAUGUUAUGAAAAAACUUGGAUAUUAUUAGUCAUUAGAAAGGAAUAUUGUUUUGCUCAAUCAUAUUUUUUUAUAAUAAAUUAAAAUCAUAUUUGAAUAUUUUUAAAUAUUCGAGAUGUUUCCUUACAACAAAUUAGCAUAAUCAAACUACAUUCGAAGCGUUUUCAGUUUUUUAUCUUCUCACUUGACGGUGUUAACGUAGGUAUCCGCGUAACUGAACACGCUCCGUAUGUCGUGUGACAUGCCAGCUUACACUCGUAGUUAGUGUACAGAUGUCGACUAGAAUGGUUUCGUUGUAGAGUAAGCGUUUCUGUUUUAAUUCUACUUAGUCGUAAGGAAAUAAUGUUAAAUAUAGUAAGUCAGAGGUAAAGUAGAUAACUUGAGGUUAAUAUUAAACAAAAACACCAAGCACAGCUGAAGAGUAAUGUACCUACUAACAAUAACUACUAACAUACUCAACAGACGUAAUGAUUUUCAAACGACGCGACGCUUCUCUGUCUCCGACGAUUCUAUAUUAUUAUUUUUUGUGAACAUCGUAUCUAAAUGUAAUUACAUAGACCUCGACCGAGGGGGUUCACGUUGUUGCAGCUCUCGUUUGUGUUUCAAUAUUUAAGGAACCAAGUUUAUAUUUAUCAAUAACAGUAAAUUUGUCAUUUAACUUUGUAUUAAUUUCUAUUUAAUAACAUUUUUUUUAUUGUAUUUCUACAGAGUUUAUGAUUACUUCAAUUGUGUUGUAUUAUUAUUUCGUAGGCUAUAUUUUUUUAUUAUUAGUGCCGUCCUAAAUUUAACGAAUAUUGUGCCAAGCAAAAUUGAAUUCUAUCUCGUUGUAUUAAGUGCUAUUUAUUCUAUUGUAAAUGUGAAAUUAAGAAUAUUAGAUUAUAAUGAUGAAAUAUAUAAAAUUAUUAUUUUA
Molecule: messenger RNA, 4134 nt
Organism: Danaus plexippus (monarch butterfly)
Lineage: Eukaryota; Metazoa; Arthropoda; Insecta; Lepidoptera; Nymphalidae
Exons: 6
Coding region: 643-2607 (654 amino acids)
Source: RefSeq, a predicted model, not a curated record